Molecule: messenger RNA, 5039 nt
Organism: Tachysurus vachellii
Lineage: Eukaryota; Metazoa; Chordata; Actinopteri; Siluriformes; Bagridae
Gene: rbfox2
Product: RNA binding fox-1 homolog 2
Exons: 13
Coding region: 870-2276 (468 amino acids)
Biological process (GO): regulation of alternative mRNA splicing, via spliceosome; nervous system development
Cellular component (GO): nucleus; cytoplasm
Molecular function (GO): mRNA binding
Source: RefSeq, a predicted model, not a curated record
GGGGGGGGAAUACGCGGUUUCCUCUCCGCACGCGCCGCAGGAACACAGCGAACCGACUGGGAGGGAAAGAGCUCGCGGACGGAGAGAAAGGACACCGAGCAGCACGCGCAGCUCCGACUCCCUUUUGUCUGAGAGAAAAGCGGCCGCGGCGGAUCGGAGGAGCCCUAAACGAUGACCCAGCGAACUCGGACGCGUUCUCGUGACAGCCAUCUUUAAGAGCAGGGUUUUUGUGUGUGUGCGUGUGUGUGUGUGUGUGUGCGCGCGCGCUCGCUCGCUCGCAGGCUAAUUUUUUGUAGGAUUAGGAGGAGGACGUUAGGGGAAAAAUUCGCCCUUCCUUUGAGGUAGGAUAUGGAGCCUAGCAUUUAGCCUCCAGACUCCGAAAACACGCUGCUUUUCUCUUAAACCUUUGUUUUACUCACAUUGUUUGUCGUCCAUAAUAUUUUCGCUCCACGUUGCUCUUUUUUUUUUUAUCCGCACAGGGUUUUUUUUUCUCUUCAUGCCACACAAUAUAUUUUGCAAUCUGUCUCUUGCACCGUGGUGCGUUUUAGGCCUUGAGAACCGACUCGGAAUCAAAUGUAACAUUAAAUCCGCAGGCGCGUUCAUGUGAGCUUUGAUUAUCGCAACAUAGAUUCAAUCCGACUGGAAAAGGACGUUUUAACAGACCGUGUGUUUAAGGCACAAAGCUUCAGUAAAGGGAGGAAAAACCGUGAUAUAAAAAAAAAAUAAUAAUCAUCAUCAUAAUUAUCUGGUAGCGCGCGUUGGAGCUUUAAAUGCGCAGGUAAUUGUGGGAAUAAAUUAAUAAAUAAUAAUAAGAUUAUUAUAAAGAAGAAGAAGCGAGAACACGGGGAAAGGACGUCGGAGCGUUUUCAAUGUUAAUGUCGACCGACGUUGCGUCCAUCAUGCUGCCCGUUAGUCGGGGACUGAUGGAGCGGGACAACAGGGACUUGGAUGCGGCCGCUAACCAAAACCCACAGGCGCAGAACCAGAGCGCGAGCCCCAACCCGGUGCGGGGGAUGAAGCGUGGCGACCCGGAGCCUGACGCUCACGGAGCCGCUGCAGCACCACUCGGGGACUCGGUGGGGGCCGAGUGUAAGAGACCCCGCAUGGAGGGCGGAGGAGACAUGAGCCAGAACAAUGAUCCACUCACCAUGGGCUUCCACGGAUACCCCUCAGCCAGUCAGGGUUCUCAGGAUGCUAUGGGGGCUCAGGAAGGCCUCGUCCCCCCACCGUACUCAUCCUUCCCUCCACCUCCCCCUCCACCGCCCCAGAACGGCUUGCCGCUGGACUUUGGAGGCAGCGGUAUUUACCCCGCAGGGGGCCAGGGGCAAGUGGAGGCGCCAACAGGGAUCACUAACCCCCCCUCGGCCACUAGCACACUCAACACACAAUUAUCAGACGGUUCCCCCCAGGCAGAGGGCCAGUGUGUAUCCGGCGGCGGUUCAGGAGUAUCGGGGGCUGAAGACUCAGCAGACGGGAAAGUCACCCCAAAACGCCUCCAUGUCUCCAACAUCCCCUUCCGCUUCCGAGACCCCGACCUGCGCCAGAUGUUCGGGCAAUUCGGGAAGAUCCUGGAUGUGGAGAUCAUCUUCAACGAGAGAGGCUCUAAGGGCUUCGGCUUCGUGACGUUCGAGAACAGCUCAGACGCAGAGAAAGCCCGCGAGAGGCUACACGGGACGAUAGUGGAGGGCAGGAAGAUAGAGGUGAACAACGCUACCGCUCGAGUGAUGACCAAUAAGAAGCUGGUCAGUCCAUAUGCUAACGGAGAGGGACUCAGCGCUCUGCCUUAUGUAGCUGGGUGGAAGCUGAGCCCCAUGGUGGGUGCGAUGUACGGGCCAGAACUCUACGCAGGUGAGGCGUUGGUUCCAGGGUUCCCGUACCCCACAGCAGCGGCAGCGGCAGCAGCCACCACUGCUGCAACCUUCAGGGGCGCUCACCUGCGGGGUCGCGGCCGGCCAGUUUAUGGCACUGUGCGCGCAGCCAUACCGCAACCUGCAAUUCCGGCAUACCCAGGAAUAGUGUUUCAGGACUCUGUGGUUAGUAGCAGAUUGCCGCAGGGUGGUUAUGCGGCGUAUCGCUACGCCCAGCCCACCGCUGUAGCAGGUCCAACAGCAGCAGCAGCGGCGGCCGCUGCAGCAGCCUACAGUGACAGUUACGGCCGAGUGUAUGCGGCAGAUCCCUACGCUACAGCGCUAGCAGCACCCACGGCUGCAGCAUACGGAGUGGGCGCAAUGGCCACUCUCUAUCGGGGCGGAUACAGCAGGUUUUCUCCUUACUAACCUCCAGAAACCUCUCCGCUCCACCGACUUCACCCAAACUUUUACCAACAGCCGGUCUCUUAGGAGUCCUUUUUUUUUUUUUGUGGACAAAAAAAAAAAAAAAUAAUAAUUUACAAAACGAAAACACACACCGCUUAAGCAUAAAUACUUGAGAAAGGAAAGUACAUCACUACAAGUGGGUUUUUAAAAAAAAUUCAAAUUUAAAAAUCACAUACAUAGAAGUAACUUUACAAGGCGAGCGAGACGCUGACCAAGGAAUUGCACGACUGAGAAAAAAAAAAUUGUAUUCUUUCCUUCUUUGGCACGUUUCUCUGCACAUAUGCAUGCAGUAAUGGCUCUAGAGGAACGGUUCUAGCGGCCAACAAACUCCAUGUGCACAGAGCGUCCGGACUACGGCGGGCAAAGUUUGUGCGUCGCUCUUCUACUACUACAUCACACUACAUUUAUCCCCAGCCCUAGCAAAGAAGCCUGCCCACUUCACCACAAGGACUGUAAGAGGAUCACAGGACAAACAGAAACCCGCACGUUCUUUCUUUAAUAGAGGAACCGACAAAAUACCACACGAAAGGAGACGACUUUGGUGUGAAGUGGUGUUUUGUUUUUUUUUGUUUUGUUUUUCCUCAUAAAGAAAAAAAAAGGACCGGGAUGUGAAACAAAAUCGACAGCUGUUACGGAUCCCCGGGAUUCUCCUCACGCAUACGGGACGAUGUGUCAUAAAAUAACCUACAGAAAACCUUGCUUAGAUUUUUGCUUUUUUUUUGUUUUGUUUUUGUUUUUUUUUCCUUUAUUUUUUGGGGUGUUCAAAUUACCUCCUGCUUUCCGAGUCUUUUUUUUGAAAAGACGUACCUUUAAAAUUGAAUAGUAUCAAUAUGCAAAUAAACUAGCUUAGAACAAAAAUGUUACCAAACUUCUUUAUUAUUAUUAUUAUUAUUAUUAUUAUUAUUAUUAUUAUUAGACCAUUUCUUUAAAAUGCCGUCCCUGUGAGCUGUUGACUCCUAUUUAAACGCGGAGGUUAUAUCAUGAAAUUAUCGAAAUGUAACACUAUAUAACACGAUUAAGUUUAGAGGAAGAAAAAAAAACGCACACUUAAGAAUUUUUAUACAAUUUGUUGGAUUGGAUUUUGGGCUUCUGAGUCCUUUUUACAAGAAUUGUCGUGCUGUCAGAUAUGCAACUUGCGUCAUUUUUCAACAGGGUGUGCAGCAAGUGAUGAAACCUUUGGAUAUUUUAAAGUCGUUAAACUACAUAGUAUUUUUAUUUUUUUUUUCCUUCUCGCUUCUUUACAUGUAUUUACUCUUAUCUUCUGAAUAUCGAUAUUAUGUCUUAUGAAUUUUUGGUUCCAAAGAUUUUGUGAAGCACAUUUAUUUUUCGUUUUUUUUUUUUUUGUUUCUUUUAUUUUUGUUUAUAUGUAUGAGCCUAUGGCCAUUUUUGUUGUUUGCCUUGUUUUAUUUUUGUAUCAAUAGAUUUUACUGUUUGAUUUUUUUGAAGUGACUUAAAAAAAAAAAAAAAAAUCCAACAAAAAAAAAAAAUGGUUUGAACCGAAAUGGAUUUUGCAGUGUCUGCUGUGCCAUCGACAUCCAGUUUCCAGCGUAAUUUAUUACCAAACCUAUCAGUCAAAUAUAAGCAGGUUAUUCUGUGGUCAGGAUUAAUCAGUGUACGUGCUUCGUUCCGAGUCGUGUAUCAGUACUUUCUGUGCUGGAAUUGUUGGAAAAGCAUGAAAAACCCAAGCUACCGGGUAUUAAUUGUGUAUGGAUUCGCCCGUUAUUAAAAAAAAAAAAAAAAAAAAAAUUAUAUAUAUAUAUAUUUCAGCAGUGUUGCCUAGCAACGGUCAGCACCUAUACUGUAAGUUAAUACUAGAAUACAUUUCAUACUUAACCCUUUUUUUUUUUUGGUUUUGUUUUGUUUGUGUGUAAUGUAAGGGUUGAAUUAUAUUCCACUGCACCAAGCAAGUCCUGGAAGUGGAACGUUUAUUAAGAUUUAAAGAAUUUUUCCCUGCCUCUCUCUCUGGAAACCCAUUGAGAUAGAAGGGUGUUAAUUUUUUUUUUUUUUUUUUUUUGCUGUCCUUUAGGUACUUUGCAGCCUAUGCACUACGUUUCCUCAGUGUUAUCAAGACAAUUUAAGACGUCAUUAGCUGCGAUCGAUCUCUCCCUACCUUUUUUUUUGGUGUUUUUUUUUUUUUUUUGCCUCGACUCUUCCAAGAUCUGUGUCGGAUAAAUCUGGAUGAAUUUGUUCCAUUUUUUUUUUUCUUUUUCUAGCCUUCCUAUGUGUAUAGUGACUAAAGUGCUACUGUUAAAACAGUAGUCCAAAGCCAGACAAGUUUUAGACUCAUUUCAGUCCAGUGAUAUUUAUUAGUGAAUUCCAUCCCACAAAUCAAACUGAGAGAGGAAUUCCGAUUGGAAAUCCGGGUCAGGAAUCAGGCAGAAUCCUGACGAAGAGCGCGCAAGUCUAGAAAUGUUGGAUCGUCUUAUAGAGCACAGGUUUCUAAUAACGUUCAGCUGUACAGUCAGGGUGGGAAUGAAACAAGCUGCCACCUUCGGCAGAGUCCCAAUCCUAUCCUAUAUCUCCUUUCCAUCUUUGCACAUUAUUAUAUAAUACAUGUUGUGCAUAUUAUCCUUUAGUUUACAAUGUGAGUGUGUUUUCGGUUUGAACUCUUCCUCUCUGCAUACUCGGAUGCCAUUCGUGAUGUAAUUUGUAUCUGAAUGUCCAUAUAAACUGUUUUUUUUUUGUUUUUUUUGUUUUUUUAAAUAUAUGCACAAAUGAGUUUGA